CGCCAGCCUGUUCAACAUCUCUACCUCAAGCAUUUGUUGCCAGUUACUUCCUGCUCGGACUGUAUACCUGACCGAGAUAAACGCUUACGGAACGUAAACAAAAACCUGAGUGUACAGGAACGCGGGACUUCAUCCGAGGUUGAUGCCCCCACAUGUCCCGUGAACGGGCCUCCGCGGAGUUCAGCCAUAGCACAAAUGCAUUGCCAGAUGAGGACGACGAAUACUUCGAGCAGAUAAGGAGCUAUGAGGACUUCACCACCAUCGAUUGGAUCCAGGAUGCCAUUAUAGAACGGAAUCGACGCCUAAGGGCCAACCAGAAGCUGCAGUCGGUCUAUCUCGGUUACAGAUCACGCAAAGAAACCAUUAUUGCCUGGCUGUGGUCUCGACUAUGGCGCAUCGUGGAUGCAGGACAGAGUUGGUUUGUUGUCAGUCUGGUUGGCAUGUGUAUUGGGAUCAACGCUGCUCUCAUCUCGAUUGUUACUGCUUGGCUGUCUGACUUGAAAAUGGGCUAUUGCUCGGAUGCAUGGUGGCUAAACCGUCAGUUCUGUUGCUGGGAGAUCGAAGGCGGUGACGAGGCAUGCGAUUCGUGGCAUUCAUGGGGUGCAGUCUUACCUGUGAGAUGGACUGUUUACGUGCUAUUUGCUUGCACGUUUUCUUUCACAGCUGCACAUCUAGUGAGAGCCAUAGCCAGAUAUGCAGCGGGCUCAGGUAUCUCGGAGAUCAAGUGCAUCAUUGGUGGCUUCAUUAUGAAAGGGUACCUUGGCUUUUCAACAUUCUUCAUCAAGAGCAUGACGCUUCCUCUAGUAAUUGCGUCCGGAUUGUCAGUAGGCAAAGAAGGCCCUUCGGUGCACAUGGCAUGCUGUAUAGGCAAUCUCGUCGCGGGCCUCUUCAGCAGGUAUUCACGCAACCAAGGCAAGAUGAGGGAAAUCUUGACUGCCUCGAGUGCAGCCGGAGUCGCUGUUGCUUUCGGUUCACCUAUAGGUGGUGUCUUGUUCUCCAUCGAGGAAAUGAGUAGCAUCUUCAGCAUCAAGACCAUGUGGAGAAGUUUUUUCUGUGCUCUGAUGGCGACCGUGACGCUGUCUGCUAUGAAUCCGUUUCGGAGCGGGAAGCUAGUAUUGUUUCAAGUAACCUAUGACCGCGACUGGCACUUCUUCGAGAUCAUAUUCUUUGUGAUCAUCGGCGUCUUUGGGGGCUUGUACGGUGCAUUCAUGGUGAAGUUCAACCUACAAGUGGCAGCUUUCCGGCGGAAGCACCUUGCCAACUAUCCUGUGGCCGAAGCAGUCACCUUAGCCACUAUCACUGCUAUGGUCGGCUAUUUCAACCGGUUCAUCCGAAUUGACAUGACAGAGAGUAUGUCGAUCCUCUUCCGGGAGUGCGAGGGUGGAGGCGAUUACGACAACAUAUGCCAGACUUCGGUACAAUGGCCCAUGGCCAAUUCUCUCUUCCUCGCAACUGUAUUGCGGAUAGGUCUUGUCACCGUCUCGUAUGGCUGCAAAGUCCCUGCGGGCAUCUUCGUGCCUUCCAUGGCGAUCGGUGCCACAUUUGGACGCAUGCUUGGUAUCAUCGUGAAGGCUCUAUAUCGUGCAAAUCCACAGUCGAGCAUGUUCGCCGUAUGCCAACUUGAUGUGCAAUGCAUCACUCCCGGAACAUAUGCCUUCCUUGGUGCUGCGGCGGCACUCAGUGGAGUCAUGAGGCUGACGAUAACUGUUGUCGUGAUCAUGUUUGAGCUAACAGGAGCUUUGACGUAUAUCUUGCCUACUAUGAUCGUCCUCUUGGUCACGAAAGCCGUCGGAGAUUUUCUCGGGACGACCGGCAUCGCGGACGAAAUGAUUCGCUUCAAUGGCUACCCGUUUUUAGAGAAGGAUGAUGAAGCUUAUAAUGUACCAGUGUCGAAGGUAAUGAGAAGUGACCUACAUACGCUAUCUGCAUCAGGGCUAACUGUGCGCGAUAUUGAGGAGCGCCUGAGAAGCACAGACGUAAAAGGAUUCCCUAUUAUCUCAGAUGAUGCUAGUCGGACUCUCGUUGGCUACAUAGAACGUUCCGAACUGCGAUACGUGCUGGAGAGAUCGCGCAGAGUGCGAAAUAUCGCACUGGAAACGCCAUGUUCUUUCGCAUCUGAUAGGGAAGACCAUAGGCAGGUUGAGGCCCAUGCCGACCUUCCCAACAUGGCCUCUGGACCUGCAGUAGGGAUUGACGAGGACAUAUGUAUGGAGAUCAUUGAGACUACUGCGACACCGGAGGUCCUUAAAUUCUGGCCAUGGGUGAACCAGACCCCUCUUACGGUCUCUCCUCAACUUCCACUAGAGAUCGUUAUGCAGCUAUUCAAGCGAAUGGGCCCUCGAGUCAUCCUGGUAGAAGACAGAGGCAUGCUCGUUGGACUUGUCACCGUCAAAGAUGUGCUUCGGUUUACUCUCGCUGAACAUCAUCACGUGCAAUCUGCGUGGAGCGAGCAAGAGUUUGAGGGAAUCAUCGAGGAAGUAUGGACAUGGACCUGCGAUCGAGCUGAUGCGUUCACGUCGUGGUGUCGCAGACUCUUCCGUCGCUAGCCUUAUCUGCACGAUAUACUCUUGUUUCAUGUUAUGGAAAUGGCAAUGUCCGCUAUUUAUAUGUCGCUUCCCCUUUCAUACUGCUUGAUUAGCGCGAAAUCAUGCAGAGACAUCGUGACCGACAUUUGGAAAUGGGGUGAUACCGGGGUUCAUGGCAUACGGGCAGGGU
Laetiporus sulphureus 93-53 is the source of this 2715-nucleotide messenger RNA. RefSeq lists its product as uncharacterized. Gene Ontology annotation, biological process: chloride transport; intracellular copper ion homeostasis; intracellular iron ion homeostasis. The record is from RefSeq and is a predicted model, not a curated record. Gene Ontology annotation, cellular component: endoplasmic reticulum; early endosome; membrane. Bases 153 to 2546 code for a protein of 797 amino acids. The transcript is spliced from 19 exons. Lineage: Eukaryota; Fungi; Basidiomycota; Agaricomycetes; Polyporales; Laetiporaceae. Gene Ontology annotation, molecular function: voltage-gated chloride channel activity.